AUGGAGCUACCCAUACCCGAAAAUAUCAAAAAGCUCUGGGAUUUAUGGGAUCUCAGGUUUUGCAUUCUCUUUAGCCUCUUUCUACAGGUUUGCUUGGUGAUAUUUGCACCAUGGAGACAAAGAAGCAGAAGAACUUGGUUACACAUAUUUCUCUGGUCAGUUUACUUGAUGGCUGACUGGGUUGCUGCUGUUGCUAUCGGACUAAUCACCAAAAGCCAGACUAACCCUUUCAUCGCCAAAGGAAAUGGAAGCAUUUUCGCAUUCUGGGCUUCUUUUCUUUUGCUUCAUCUCGGCGGCCCUGAUAGCAUUACCUCUUUCUCUCUCGAGGAUAACAAGCUAUGGAUCCGUCACUUGUUUGGAGUUCUUCUGCAGGUUUUCGGUGCUGUUUAUAGCUUGUUCCUAACAAUUCCUAAUAACAAACUAUUGAUACCGACCCUCAUUGUCUUCUUUGUCGGAACCAUCAAGUAUUCAGAGAGAACCGUUGCUUUGUAUCUUGCAAGCUUGGACAAUUUUGGAGCUAUCGCUUUGCCAGAGCCAUAUGCUGGGCAUGAUUAUGAAGCGGCCGUAGCAAUAUACUCAGAAACAAGGUCUGUCGAGGCUCCAGAACAAAUAGCUAUAACCAUGGCAGCAAACCUUGGCAAUUUCAAGGAUUAUAAUCCAACUUCAGAGUCAGAAGAAAUGAAACUAUUGCUUACAGCUUAUUCACUCUUCGAGGACUUCAAGGGACUUUUUGUGGAUUUCCUUAUUAGCUCUAAUGAUCGAGAGUCCAGCCGGAAGAAAUUUCUCGAGAUCGAAUCUGCUGAGACCAGUUUUAGAUUGAUUGAGUAUGAGCUUAGCCUCAUCUACCAGCUUCUCCAUACUAAGGUGUCUGUGGUAUGCAGCAGAUUUGGGCUUGUUGUUCGUUUUCUUAGCUUGUGGUCCAUGGUGGUUGCCUGUAUAUCAUUUCAUUAUUUAGUUGAUAAGCAUAAGUUGAAGAAGUUUGAACUCAUCGUUACUUAUGUGUUUCUUAUUGGAGCCAUUGUUGUUGAUAUUAUAUCUGGAGUUAAUCUCAUUUUCUCUGACAUGUUUCUCAUUGACCUCCACCAACAAAGUUGGAAAAAUCAUAUUCCGGGCUGA
Ziziphus jujuba (common jujube) is the source of this 1116-nucleotide messenger RNA. RefSeq lists its product as uncharacterized. Lineage: Eukaryota; Viridiplantae; Streptophyta; Magnoliopsida; Rosales; Rhamnaceae. The coding region runs from base 1 to 1116 and encodes 371 amino acids. The record is from RefSeq and is a predicted model, not a curated record. The transcript has a single exon.